Molecule: messenger RNA, 7389 nt
Organism: Myripristis murdjan (pinecone soldierfish)
Lineage: Eukaryota; Metazoa; Chordata; Actinopteri; Holocentriformes; Holocentridae
Product: TRAF2 and NCK-interacting protein kinase-like
Exons: 35
Coding region: 341-4456 (1371 amino acids)
Biological process (GO): protein phosphorylation
Cellular component (GO): cytosol
Molecular function (GO): protein kinase activity; ATP binding
Source: RefSeq, a predicted model, not a curated record
CGGCUCCAAGACCGACUCUAGCAGCAAUCGCUUCGCCUCGGAGCUUCAUCCUUCUGUCUACAACCUGCAGACAUGGACCUGGAGGUGCUGAUGUGCCCGGCGCUGUCGCUUCGCAUCCUGCCCGCGUCCGCGCUCUAGCCGUGCGCUCCAGUCCGAGGCGCGUCCCGCUGCUGACCAGGAGGGGACUGUUAUUAUUUUGUCGGUCGCUGAGACAUCACUGUAAAGGAGAGAGAGAGAGAGGGGACAGAGCAGAGACUGAGGAGAGAGGACCACACAGUCGUGACAGCAGAGGCCGUUUUGAGGAUAUUCGGGAAGUGAGAGUGGCUUUUUGUUGUCCUCCAUGAUGGCGAGCGACUCUCCAGCUCGGAGUCUGGAUGAAAUAGACCUGUCCGCUUUGAGGGACCCCGCUGGCAUCUUUGAGCUGGUGGAGCUGGUGGGAAAUGGUACCUAUGGGCAGGUGUACAAGGGUCGACAUGUUAAGACAGGGCAGCUGGCAGCCAUCAAGGUCAUGGAUGUCACUGGGGAUGAGGAAGAGGAGAUUAAGGCUGAAAUCAACAUGCUGAAGAAGUACAGCCACCAUCGGAACAUCGCCACCUACUAUGGAGCCUUCAUCAAGAAAAACCCUCCUGGCAUCGAUGAUCAGCUAUGGCUGGUGAUGGAGUUUUGCGGGGCCGGCUCUGUGACCGACUUGAUCAAGAACACGAAAGGCAACUCUCUGAAGGAGGAGUGGACCGCCUACAUCUGCCGAGAGAUCCUGAGGGGUCUGACUCAUCUGCACCAACACAAGGUCAUCCACCGAGACAUCAAGGGACAGAACGUCCUGCUGACGGAGAACGCAGAGGUCAAACUAGUGGACUUUGGUGUGUCAGCCCAGUUGGACCGGACAGUAGGCCGCAGGAACACGUUUAUUGGGACGCCAUAUUGGAUGGCGCCUGAGGUCAUCGCCUGUGAUGAGAACCCAGACGCCACCUACGACUUCAAGAGUGAUCUGUGGUCGUUGGGGAUCACAGCAAUAGAGAUGGCUGAAGGAGCUCCACCGCUGUGUGACAUGCACCCAAUGAGAGCGCUCUUCCUCAUCCCACGCAACCCCGCACCCAGACUCAAGUCAAAAAAAUGGUCCAAGAAGUUCCAGUCGUUCAUAGAGAGUUGUCUGGUAAAGAGCCACAGCCAGCGACCCAGCACAGAGCAGCUGCUCAAACACCCGUUCAUCAGAGAUCUGCCCAACGAGAGGCAGGUCCGCAUCCAGCUGAAAGACCACAUCGACCGCACCAAGAAGAAGAGAGGAGAGCGGGACGAGACAGAGUACGAGUAUAGCGGCAGCGAGGAAGAGGAUGAAGAGAGAGACAUGGGAGAGCCAAGCUCCAUCAUCAACAUCCCCGGGGAGUCAACCUUGAGGCGGGACUUCCUGCGUCUCCAGCUGGCCAAUAAGGAGCGCUCGGAGGCGAUGAGGCGACAGCAGCUGGAGCAGCAGCAGAACGAGGAGCACAAGCGCCUACUGCUGGCCGAGAGACAGAAACGCAUCGAGGAGCAGAAGGAGCAGAGGAGGCGGCUGGAGGAGCAUCAGCAGCGAGAGCGUGAGCUGAGGAAGCAGCAGGAGAGGGAACAGAGGAGGCGCUACGAGGAGAUGGAGCAGCUCCGUCGAGAGGAGGAGAGGAGGCAUGCGGAGAGAGAACAGGAGUAUAUCCGUAGACAGUUGGAAGAAGAGCAGAGGCAGUUAGAGAUUCUCCAGCAGCAGCUACUACAGGAGCAGGCGUUAUUGCUGGAGUACAAGCGUAAACAGAUAGAGGAGCAGCGGCAGGCAGAGCGGUUACAGAGGCAGCUCCAGCAGGAGAGAGCCUACCUGGUGUCUCUACAGCAGCAGCAACAACAUCAGCAGCAGCAGCAGCAGCAGCAGGAGGGAAGGCAAGCGGAGAAGAAACAGCUUUACCACUACAAAGAUGCCAUCAACCCUAAUGACAAGCCCGCCUGGGCCAAAGAGGUGGAGGAGCGCUCUAAGCUGAACAGACAGAGCUCCCCAGCACUGCAGCACAAAGUGUCCAACCGCAUCUCCGACCCCUCCCUCCCUCCCCGCUCCGAGUCCUUCAGCAGCGGGGGCAUGCAGCCCGCCCGCACCCCACCCAUCCACCGCUCCAUCGAACCACAGAUGGCCCACCUGGUCCCAGUUAAGACCCACACCUCCAUGUCCGGCUCCCAGUCUCUGCAGGACCAAACGGGCUCAGCCCUGGUCGAGGGGGUUAGCGUGAGCUCCCCCAGGCCUGAGAUGCCCCGGCAGAACUCAGACCCCACCUCUGAUACCCCUGCUCUACCGCCACGCAUCACCGGCCGAGACGACCGGGACAGGGACCGGGAGCGAGAUCGGGAGCGAGAUCGGGAGCGAGACCGGGAGCGAGACCGGGAACGAGACCGGGAACGAGACCGGGAACGAGACCGGGAGCGAGACCGGGACAGGGAUAGGACUGCCUGGCUGAGAGAGGAGGACAUCCCACCCAAGGUUCCACAGAGGACCACUUCCAUCUCCCCAGCCCUGGUGAGGAAGAACUCCCCUAACGGAGGAGUAGGUCUGGGCCCUCGCGCUGGAUCUCAGCUCAUACGGGCCAGUAACCCAGACCUGCGGCGCUCCGAGCUCUCUCUGGACGCCGUGCUGCAGAGAACCUCCUCCAACUCCUCCUCGUCCUCCUCCCCUUCAUCUCAGGGAGGCUCAGCAGAGAGGAGAGGUCAAACCAAGCAGGAAGGAUCCCCUCCAGGAGCCAAUCAGGAGCCAAAGCCCAAACAAGAAGAAGGUCGCGAGUCAGCUAGACCUAGCAGACCUGCAAGCUAUAAGAAAGCCAUAGACGAGGACCUAAGUGCGUUAGCGAAGGAGCUCAGAGAGCUGCGGGUGGAGGAGGGCAGCAGACCUCCAGUCAAGGUGACAGACUACUCCUCCUCCAGCGAGGAAUCAGAGAGCAGUGACGAGGACGGAGAGACAGUGGGGCAUGAUGGGACUGUUGCUGUCAGCGACAUCCCACGCAUCAUGCCAGCAGUGCAGAGCAGUGGUGAGUCGUAUGGAGGGCUGACAGAGGACUCUCUGGGAGAUGCUUAUAACAGCUCCAAGGACAGCACUCUGGUGAUGAGAGAGGCAGAGGAGAGGAGGAGAGGCGGGCACACCGAGAGCAAUGGCUUUGGGAACCACAGUAACCACGGUAACCUGCCUGACCUGGUGCAGCAGAGCAACUCUCCCUCAGCCACGCCCACCACAGCCCUGCAGGAGCUGGCUGACAUGGGCGAGUUCGGUGUGGGCGGGUCCAAAGCUUCCUUCACCCCAUUUGUUGAUCCGCGUGUCUAUCAAACCUCCCCCAGUGAAAACGAUGACGAGAACUCAGCAGCAGCCAUGUUUGCCAAUGAGCUCCUGAGGCAGGAACAAGCCAGACUAAACGAAGCCAGGAAGAUCUCUGUGGUCAACGUCAACCCGACCAACAUCAGACCCCACAGCGACACGCCAGAGAUCCGCAAAUACAAGAAGCGCUUCAACUCCGAGAUCCUGUGUGCUGCACUCUGGGGUGUGAAUCUGUUGGUGGGCACAGAAAAUGGACUAAUGCUGCUUGACCGAAGUGGUCAGGGAAAAGUCUAUAACCUGAUCACCAGACGGCGUUUCCUGCAGAUGGAUGUCUUGGAGGGGCUCAAUGUACUAGUCACCAUAUCUGGAAAAAAGAAUAAACUGCGUGUCUACUACCUGUCCUGGCUGAGGAACAGGAUAUUACACAACGACCCAGAAGUGGAGAAGAAGCAGGGCUGGAUCACUGUGGGGGAGCUGGAGGGCUGUGUGCACUAUAAAGUUGUGAAGUACGAGAGGAUUAAGUUCCUGGUGAUCGCUCUGAAGAACUCAGUGGAAAUCUACGCCUGGGCUCCCAAACCCUACCACAAGUUCAUGGCCUUCAAGUCAUUCACUGAGCUGCAGCACCGUCCCCAGUUGGUCGACCUGACGGUGGAGGAAGGUCAGAGGUUAAAGGUCAUUUAUGGUUCCAGCGUUGGCUUCCAUGUCAUCGAUGUGGACUCUGGCAAUCCGUACGACAUCUACAUCCCCUCCCAUAUGAAGAUCCAGAGCCAGGUGACACCCCAUGCCAUCGUGGUGCUCCCUAAGACCGAUGGGAUGGAGAUGCUGCUGUGCUACGAGGACGAAGGUGUUUACGUCAACACCUACGGUCGAAUCACUAAGGACGUGGUGCUACAAUGGGGAGAGAUGCCUACCUCCGUUGCCUAUAUCCAUUCUAACCAGAUUAUGGGCUGGGGGGAGAAGGCCAUCGAGAUCCGGUCAGUGGAGACGGGCCAUCUGGAUGGAGUCUUCAUGCACAAGAGAGCCCAGAGACUCAAGUUCCUCUGUGAGCGGAACGACAAGGUAUUUUUUGCAUCGGUGCGCUCGGGUGGCAGCAGCCAGGUCUUCUUCAUGACCCUCAACAGGAACUCUAUGAUGAACUGGUGAUGGCUCCUCCCACUUUCUGCUCUGCCUCACUCUCCCAUUGGCCAGCCCAGCAAUCCAUCUCAGCCUAAGGCUCAUCUCGCACCAAUCAAAUAAGUCGAUGGACCGGGAGGCCGGAAGUGAACUCUUGACUAAAACACUGUAGAAAAAUGUCAAAGAUAUUGUAGAGAAAAAAAAUAAAUAAAUGAAUAAAUAAAAGACCCACUCUAAAUGAAGAGACAUGUUACCCUGGGUAUUGUUGGGUCACGCAGAAGCCAUUGCUACUCAACUGACUGGCAAACUGGUGCCACUGGCUUUCCAAAUAUCCUCUUUUUCUCUCUCUCUUUCUGUCUUUGUCUGUAUCUCUCUCUCCCUCUUUGUCCGUCUCUGUCUCUGCCCUCCGAAAGGACCAGUGCAUUCAAGUGUUCAACAACUGUAGAACCACUGUAGAGCUACACGAUACUUUUGUCUCCCUAUGUUUCUCCUCUUCCUCCUUCCUACCUCCACCUCUCCUCCCCUUCUCCCUGGUGGAUCUGAUCGUUACAUUUUCAGUCCUCCCUCCCUCCAUCUUCCCCUCCCUCAUCUCCCUCACGUCCCGCCUGCUGUGUGUGGGUUCAUUCCCCGGGAACCGCACCUCUGAGGGUGAAGGAAGAAUAGCCGAGUAAGAUUUAAUAUGAAUUUAAAUAGAUACUUCUUGAAUAUGACAGUGCGGGGAGUGGAGCGGAGGGACCUCAAAUCUCCCCAGGAUUGCUGGCGGUGAAAGCAGACUGCCUGAUUGAUUUUCUUUCUCCUCUGUCACUCCCCCCUCCUCCUCCUCCACCUCCGCUUCCUCCCUCUCUCUGUCUCCUCUGGCCCCGAGUACAUUGAAUUGUGAUUCUGUGUUCCAUCGCGUUUUGCUGAUAAAGACACGGCAAGGCGCUCCUCUGUCUUAGGUGGUCUCACGGCCCGGGGAAGCAACAGUAUGCAAAGAUGACGCCCAUGUCCCUUUAAAAACGAAAUCGCUGCUCCAUCCUGUCCUCUCCCCUCCUUCCUCCCCUCUCUCUCUCUUCCUCCUCUUCUCCUCCCCCUGCCAUCAUUGUCCUCAACCUCCCUCUCUUCACUCUUAAGUCUUUAAACUCCGAAGGUGCUGCAUCAGAUAUACUGUAAUAUUAAAUGAACAAUGAGAGCAUCGUUCUGUUCAUUAGAUCUGUGUUGUUGUUUUUUUUUCUGUUCUGCUCUUCUUCUUCUUCUUCUUUUUUUUCCCCGUGCAACAGUUUGGAGUCAGUCAGUGUCUGAAGCUUGAUGAAAUGUACAGCACAUUUGUGUCUCUGAAUCAGGAGUCUAUAUGUGGGUGUGUGUGAGUGUGAGUGUGAGCGUGUGCACGCGCGCAUGCGCGUAUGACUCGAUGUUGAAAAGACGGAGAAAAUUAGAGGCGAUUCACAUCAAGUCCCAUUCAAAUCAACGUGGAAUAAUCAAAAUGGGACAUUGAAAUCAAUGUUGAGAAAACGAAUGGAGCAAUUCUGUCCGUGUGUGAACUUCAUUUUUCCUUGAACGUGUUAAAAGCAGCAUUGAGUGCAUUUUACAUGCAGACUUAUUAUUCUGAUAUUAUCACUGAUCCAUUUUAGCUUUUUGGUGACUUAUCUAGACACCACACUCAUUUAAAAAUAGCCAGUAUGAUCAGUUUAUUUUUGCUUUCCUGUUACCAUGGCAGGAUUCAAAAUAUCCUGGUUGUUCGUGAACACAGAGAUAUUGCUAUAUAUGAAGAUUCAUAUUGACAGCUUAUCCUGAAUAUGGAUAUGAGAUAGUAUCCAGAAUACCAGUGGCAUGUAAAAGCACUCACCGUAUAUCUGGUGUCCUAUUGAAUUGUGCUCCUCCUUGAUCGAUUUUGGCUCCUAACUGUUUGUACAGUGCCUAGCAUGAUGUAAGCAAAACUGAAACGGAGGCCAACAGAUUAUUAUUAUUAUGAUUAUGAUUAAUAUUAUUAUUGCCUAUACUGUUAACACAUUUUCCUUGUGUUAUGAUUUAAUUUUAACACAUCGAUGAUAUUAUGUGUCUCUGUGAUGGAGAUGUACAUUAAUGACUUUAAGAUAAUUUGAUUUAUUCUUUGAAAGGAGUAAUCAAAUACAGUAUGAUAAAAUGUUGCCAUUUUGUUUUUGUUUUUUUUUAAAAAAAUAUGUUUAGUACUGCUCAAUCAUUAAUGCAUACUGUAUUAAGUUUGUAACACUGUAUAAAAGGUGGACUACGCCGUGCAUAAUGUUUUCUCAUCCACGUUGGAGAGCUGUGUAAUGCAGAUUAGUCUUAUGGUCCGAUGGAGAUAGUUUGACUUUGUUUUGGCCCAUGGUUCAUAGAGUCACGACUACAGAAAAUAAUAUGCAUACUCUCCAAAAACAUAAUGACCAUCUGAAUCAACUGUUUUCUUUUUCUUUGUUUUAAUUAACCGAUGAAAAGUAAGCUGUUUUUUUUCUGUCAUGUCGCCAAGGCCGACGCGGUGAUCUUUUCACACCGACAUCAUUAGGUGUUUGUAAGUUAGGUUUAAUGAAGUAGGCUCUGUUAGGGGGAGCAGGCUAACGUUUUAGCAAUAAAGAGCUGAGCUGAAGAAACUACUGUCUUCCCUGUGCGUGUGUGUGUGUGUGUAUAUCUGUGUGUGUACGUGCAUGCAGGUGUCUGUUUGUAUGUGGAGCAAGAAAGGGUGUUACUGUGCAUGUUUGUGUGUGUGUGUGUGUGGAGGGGAGGGCUAUCCCUAUAUUUGUCCAUCAUGGCAUUCACUCUUCCCAUUGGAAAGGCUGACGGUCAUUACACUGAGGACUCACUCUCCUUUCAAAGAUAAAACCACUGUAUUCUUUGUUGUUUUCUUUUUCUUUCUUGUUUUUUUCUUUACUUCGAAAGAGCAUUACUAAUGUCCUGUUUUGGGGUUUAUUUGUUUUGUAAAAGAGAUGCUGUAAGAGAGAAAUAAAUGAAACUAGAGCAUUACGCUGUCA